CUGAAAAUAUAACAAGAAAAAUGCGACAAGCAUGAUGCAAAUAUAGAGCCAAAGACUUGUGCAAUCCGUAAAAGGAAGUGGAAGCGAAAUAGAAAUAACAAUGUCAGCGCAUUGUCGAUCGAUGGCACGUACGCAAUUUUCGAUGACAAACACAGUUUGGAAUUAUUCCAUGAUCGGACCUCCUCGUAGCAACAAUGAAGAUCCAGAAAUCUUUGACAAUUCUUUUUCUAUACAUUUAUUCAUCUGCUUCUUCACCGAUUCCAGAAAUUCCAUCAUUUUUAAAAGUAUGUCAUCGAAACGAUCCACAGCUCAGCGACUGCAUCAAGGAAAGCAUCAACUUGUUAAAACCGUACUUGAAAAAUGGAAUUAAAGAACUUCAAGUUCCACCGUGUGAACCUCUUCAUAUUAAAAAUAUUGACAUCGAUCAAAGCUCUGGACCUAUUUACGUUCAUGCGAAAUAUAAAAAUAUAUCCAUCUUUGGAGGAACUAAUACCAUACCAAAAAGCAUCAAACUGGACUUCGAUAAAAACCGAAUGAGACUGAAGUUGUAUAUUCCAAGGCUCGAGAUGAUUACUAAUUACAAUCUUGACGGCAAGAUAAUGAUGCUGCCGAUCACAGGAAAUGGUGUAGGACACGGAAACUUCACAGACAUCGAUGCAAUUAUCACCUUGCAGAUGGAACGAUACAGAAAUCUGGAUACACAAUUGAUUCAUCAAAAAGUAGACGAUAUUUACGUGGAUUUUGAAAUAGGUCGUGCAACUGUGCACCUGGAGAAUUUAUUCGAUGGCGAUGCUACCAUGUCCAGUGCCAUGAAUUUGUUUUUAAAUGAUAAUUGGAGAACAGUCGUGGCGGAGAUCAAACCGAAACUCGAAGAGACCAUAGGCGAAUUGAUUAAGAAUUUUAUGAAUAAUAUUUUCUCCGUGUUCCCCGAGGAUUCUUUAUUACCACCGUGAUGGAUUUUUAUUGUCUGAAGAAAAGGUGUACGUUUUUGGAAAAAAUAAAAUUUUUAAUUAUAUGCCUUUGUCUCUUCCUGUCUCUUCCUAGGAUAUCUGGUUCCUCCUCGAAAAAUUCUAUUUUAUCGAUGGAUUUUGAUUAUAGAAUUAGUACAGAAUCAUUUGCAUAUAAUUAUAAAUGAUUUGAUUAAAUAUU
Messenger RNA from Osmia lignaria (orchard mason bee), 1149 nucleotides. RefSeq names its product protein takeout. The record is from RefSeq and is a predicted model, not a curated record. Lineage: Eukaryota; Metazoa; Arthropoda; Insecta; Hymenoptera; Megachilidae. Gene Ontology annotation, biological process: multicellular organismal reproductive process.